Tribolium castaneum (red flour beetle) is the source of this 3104-nucleotide messenger RNA. It is a transcript of the gene stc, whose product is annotated as shuttle craft. Gene Ontology annotation, molecular function: zinc ion binding; DNA-binding transcription factor activity, RNA polymerase II-specific; RNA polymerase II transcription regulatory region sequence-specific DNA binding. The transcript is spliced from 5 exons. NCBI's taxonomy places the organism in Eukaryota, Metazoa, Arthropoda, Insecta, Coleoptera, Tenebrionidae. Gene Ontology annotation, biological process: negative regulation of transcription by RNA polymerase II. Gene Ontology annotation, cellular component: nucleus. Bases 155 to 3046 code for a protein of 963 amino acids. The record is from RefSeq and is a predicted model, not a curated record.
AUAGUCCCAAAAUCACCUUUUCGGUCGUAUUCACAUUCCUCUCCAAUCCUCUGUCAUUUUUCCAACUGUCAAAAUUUAAGCUCAACCAUCAAUCUCCCGCACGUAAUUUGUUGCAACAAAUUACACAACUGAGCGAAAUUGUUGCACUAAACGUAUGUCGUAUUGGGGCCCCUACGAAGAUCAGUUGAAUGGCGGAUUCCCAGGAUGUAAUCCAGAAUAUGUCCAAUAUUUCAACAACAUGUCUUAUUACAAUGAUCCCAACAGUGCCAAUUACAGUGCCGUAAAUUACUAUGACGGUCAAACAACGUACCAGAAUAACUAUUUGGAGCAGCCUGGAACCAGUCAGGUGACUAAUAACUGGGCCCCAAAUCACUCUAAUGAGGAUGUUGGGGCCGGGACUAGGAAAAAAACGAACGAAAGGAAGUACUGGAAUAACGGGAGGAAGAAUGAAAGGUACGGGAGUGGUCGCACGUUUACUAGAAGUAAGCCUGAGCAAAGGAAGUAUCCAGAAAAUGAUGAAAAAGUAGAUAAGUUUAAUCAGAAGCAAGACGGGAGGAGUCAAAAUAGUAACACUAGGUUUAGGAACAAUUAUAGAAGUAGGGAUAAGUAUGAUUUUUACGACGGGAGAGGGUAUGGGAAAUACGGGAAGUCUAGUAGGAGUUACGAAGAUAACGGGGCCAGUGGACGGGACUGGCGCUCCAGUAACGCAAAUCGCAAGUGCGCCAGCAACGUGCAAAAGAAAUUUGACGCCGCCUCUCAGCGCGAGCGCCUCGAGCAGAUGCUCUCGCGUCGCACGCUGGAGUGCCUCGUCUGUUGCGAAAAAAUCAAACACACUGACAAAAUCUGGACUUGUCAGCAGUGUUACCACAUCUUCCAUCUCAACUGCACCAUCGCCUGGGCCAAUUCGUCAAAACUAGAUUCAGGCUGGCGUUGUCCAGCUUGUCAAAACGUUUGCAGCGACAUUCCCAAACAGUACACUUGCUACUGCGGCAAAACGCUCGAACCGCGCCCCCUUCCAGGCGUAGUCCCGCACGCUUGUGGCGAAUUAUGCGAAAAAACGCGCCGUUGUGACCACAAAUGCACCAUUCUGUGCCACCCGGGGCCCUGUCCCGACUGCAACGUCAUGGUGGCAAAGCCCUGCGGUUGUGGGGCCACCACACAAACAGUCAAAUGUAGCGCUGAUACCGAAAUUGUUUGUGGCGCUAUCUGUGGAAAAAAACUCUCAUGUGGGGUCCACGAAUGCGGGGCGAAGUGCCACGUGGGGCCAUGUAUGGAAUGCGAUAGAGAGUUGAGACAGAUUUGUUAUUGUGAGAAGGUGGGGCGUAAAGUGAAAUGUAGGGAGGAGUUUAAAGGAGCGGUGAAUUAUUCGUGUGGGGAGGUUUGUGGGCGGGGCUUGAGUUGUGGGAAUCACACGUGCACUAAAGUGUGUCACGAGGGGGAUUGUGAGGCGUGUCCGAGAGAUGUGGGGGUGGUUAAGACGUGUCCUUGUGGGAGGAGCGAAUUGAAGAAGAGAAGAGAAUCAUGUCUGGAUCCUAUACCGUGCUGUGAUAAAAUUUGUGGGAAAAUCCUAAAUUGUGGGCAACCGGCAGCCCCCCACUCCUGCAAACUUCCAUGUCACGAGGGUCCGUGCCCCCCAUGCCCCCUUACGACCUUGAUUCGUUGUCGUUGCGGUCACAUGGACCGGGAAAUCCCCUGCGGACAAGUAACGACGAAAGCCGACGAUGCCCGAUGUGAGAAAAAAUGUACCAAGAAACGCCUCUGUGGCAAACACCGAUGCAAUCAACGUUGUUGCAUCGAAAUCGAACACAUUUGUCCCCUCCCAUGCAAUCACAUGCUCGCUUGUGGCCAACACCGUUGCGAGAGGACGUGUCACAGUGGGCGGUGCCCACCUUGCGUGGAAACAAGUUUCGACGAAUUGUAUUGCGAAUGCGGAGCUAACGUCUUAUACCCGCCCAUUCCAUGCGGCACAAAACCGCCCCCUUGCAAUAAUCCAUGUUCCAGGCCACGCCCAUGUGGCCACGAAGCCAAUCAUGCGUGCCACACAGGGGCGUGUCCACCGUGUACCGUUUUGUGCAAGAGGUGGUGUUACGGCAAACACGAGCAGAGAUCGGCUAUUCCCUGUUAUCAGGAGGAUUUCAGUUGUGGAUUACCGUGUGGGAAGGCCAUGCCGUGUGGGGCACAUAAGUGUGACAAGGCGUGUCAUUUGGGGGCGUGUACGUUGCCAUGCAAACAGAAAUGUAACGUGAAGAGAGUCCAAUGCGGGCAUCCGUGCGGGGUCACGUGUCACGAAGGGCCGUGUCCUGACACGCCCUGUAGGCAAAUGGUGCCGGUCACGUGCCCCUGUGGCUUGCAGAAAGCAACAAGGCCUUGCAUCGAGUUGGCUGAGGCGUAUAAGGAGAUCGAAAUGGCGCAUUUGAAGGACAAAAUGGCCGAUUUGUUGAAGGAUCAAGCUGUGGACAUCAGCGAUAUCAACAAAGCCAAAAGGCCGUCGGUUUUGAAAAUAUUGGAGUGCACCGAAGAGUGUCGGGUUCUGGAGCGCAACCGGCGGCUGGCUAUCGGUCUGCAGAUUCGCAACCCGGAUUUGAGUCAAAAACUGACUCCUCGUUACUCCGAUUUUAUGCGAAAUUGGGCGAAAAAAGACCCGCAGUUUUGCCAAAAAGUGCACGAAAAGCUCACCGAGUUGGUCCAAUUGGCUAAGCAGAGUAAACAAAAGAGUCGUUCGUAUUCUUUUGAGUCAAUGAACAGAGAUAAGAGACAUUUCGUGCACGAGUAUUGUGAGCAUUUUGGGUGUGAAAGCGCCGCCUACGAUGCGGAACCCAACCGAAAUAUCGUUGCAACUGCCUUUAAGGACAAGUCGUGGUUGCCGAGUAUGAGUCUAUUGGAGUUUAUUCAGAGGGAAAAUGGGCAGAGGAAGGUUCCAGGGCCGGUUCUGAGCAAAGGGACGUUGGGGAAGUCGGAGACCGUUGCCUUGAAAUUGCCUGGAAGGGGGCAGAGGGGAACGCCAUCAGGAGAGACCGUGGAUUAUUUCGAUAACCCCCCAGUGUAAUGUUUUAUAACGUAUUAUGUUUAGUAUUUUUGAAGGUUAAUAAAUUGGUUUGUAAAAA